Amoebophrya sp. A120 is the source of this 412-nucleotide messenger RNA. NCBI's taxonomy places the organism in Eukaryota, Dinophyceae, Syndiniales, Amoebophryaceae. The record is from the annotation of a GenBank genome assembly.
UGUUGACAAGUGGAAUCGUGGACCAGAACAGAACUAGUUCCGGGCCGGAAGAUCUCCUCUCCUUUCACCAAUUUCCACCGUGUACCGAGAAAGAGAUCCUCAAAGCGGAGCAUGACAGACUGUUCUCGCAAAACGGCAGAAUUCUUCAUUUGCACCCGCUGGACACACUGAAUGCAAACGAUGGUCCAAGCACGACGCCCUUUUCCUCCCGAGAACAGAGCCCGAUAGAGGAAAGCCCAAUGAUCCAGUUGCAGGAUGGCGGUCUUAGCAAUGCCAAUGCGCCUGUAGCUGCACCAGCUUCAGCGACUCUGACAGCGAGUGUCCGGAACAUCAAUCGGGACAGCCAGACCGACGCGUUAGUGGUGGCAGAAGAGCAGAAGAAUUUAGUGAGGAAGCAAUUGAAAAUGAGCCG